AGAUUGGGUUACUGUUUUUAUCGCCUUUAAAGUCGAGCUACUGUCAUCUCGAUAUGGAUUUAUUAAUGCAACUAUUUUAUAAUGUUUGAUUAGCUUACUUAAAUAAGGGUUUUAUAUAUUCUGUGUUAGGGUGAUUGUAUUGUCGAAAUGAAUUUUAAAUUAUCUGAGUUUAUUUUAUUAGUGAUUGCUCUUCAGCCAACCCUUUCGGCUCACGUUCAUUCACAUAACAAAGAGAGGGUUGAUGAUGGUUUUGGUAGUGUAAAUCACUUUGCAACUGAUGGAUCUCACAAUUCUGAAUAUGAUCAUCAAGCGGUCUUAGGUAGCAAGAAAGAAGCUGCUGAAUACGAUGAAUUACCUCCAGAAGAAUCUCAAAGGCGAUUAAGAAUAUUAGUUACUAAAGGUGGCAUGGAUGCCGAUACCGAUGGAUUUGUGUCAAAAGAAGAAUUGACUCAAUGGGUAUUUAAAUCUUUCGAGUCGCUGGCUAGUGAAGAAGGAAUUGAAAGUUUCAAUGAGGAAGAUACUAAUAAGGAUGGAUAUGUUUCUUGGGAUGAACAUAUAAAUUAUAAUUUUGAAGCUGAUGAAUUACAAUUUAAAGAUACCAAUGAGAUGAUCCAUGAAGAUAAAAUUUUAUUCAAAGCAGCUGAUAUAAAUAAUGAUGGCAAAUUAGAUGUUACAGAGUUUCCUGCCUUCAAUUCACCCGAAGAUUUUGUUUCUAUGCAUGAAGCUUUAUACCAAAUAACGAUGGAAAAAAAGGAUAAAAACAAUGAUGGAGCUCUUGAUUUCAGUGAAUUCAUUCGAGAUGAAAGAGGUGGAAUACCUGAACCGAAAUCGGAAAUUUAUAUCAUUGAAAAGGAACGCUUUUCUAAAGACUUUGAUCUCGAUAAAAAUGGAAAACUUGACAAGAAAGAGACUCUUCUUUGGCUGGUUCCAGACAUUAGAGAAACCGCAGCUUCUGAAGCUGACCAUUUAUUAACUACAUGUGAUGAUGAUGGUGAUGGCAAAUUAUCUGUAGAGGAAAUUGUAUCCCAUUACGAUGUUUUCGUUGGAAGUGAAGCGACAGACUUUGGUGACCAUCUACACAAAAUUAAUCCUCAUGACGAAUUGUAACGUUAUUUAGAGAUUUAAUCUACUUAACGUUAACGGAACGGAUUAUCAACAGAAGCUGUGACCCAAAAGCAUUACCUCAGUCCGGUCAAAUUUUAAAUGGAAACUGUCAAUUACUUCUAGAUAUUAACCGUCAAGGAUGAACAGGAAAGAGUGAUGACAACAAUUAGUUUACCCAUUUAUAUUUCCCUAAUAUUCUUAAUCAUAUUAACACUUUAGAUAUGAGCCCAAUUAAUGUCACUUAGGUAUACUCUGCCAUAAGAAAAUUAAGUACUAAUUCAAAUUAAGAAAUUGAAUUGUUACUCAUUACAUAAGUUUCAAAAAAUAUUCCUUUAGAUGACAUAUCUAACUAAAUUUUACUUACAAUAUGUGCCAUGAGCUACUCCGAUCAUUUUAACAAUUUAACCUGAAUGCCAUUUAUACCAAUUAUUAAUCUAUUGUAAAUAUCAUUCUUAAUGAGAUCUGUACUUCUUUAUUAUUCAACUAUAGUAAUUAUUAAACGAAACAAUCACUUUCAA
Tetranychus urticae (two-spotted spider mite) is the source of this 1622-nucleotide messenger RNA. RefSeq names its product reticulocalbin-2. NCBI's taxonomy places the organism in Eukaryota, Metazoa, Arthropoda, Arachnida, Trombidiformes, Tetranychidae. Gene Ontology annotation, molecular function: calcium ion binding. The record is from RefSeq and is a predicted model, not a curated record. Gene Ontology annotation, cellular component: endoplasmic reticulum.